Molecule: messenger RNA, 3219 nt
Organism: Zygotorulaspora mrakii
Lineage: Eukaryota; Fungi; Ascomycota; Saccharomycetes; Saccharomycetales; Saccharomycetaceae
Gene: PEX1
Product: AAA family ATPase peroxin 1
Exons: 1
Coding region: 1-3219 (1072 amino acids)
Biological process (GO): protein import into peroxisome matrix
Cellular component (GO): peroxisome; peroxisomal membrane; cytosol
Molecular function (GO): ATP binding; ATP hydrolysis activity
Source: RefSeq, a predicted model, not a curated record
AUGACGAAGGAGACUGAGGAGCAGUUAUUCUUUCACCAUAUCAGAGUUAACCUAUCCAAUGAUGUUAAUGAUAACUUUGUCAGUUUACCAGGGUCAGUUGUGCAGACAUUGGAAGCCACAGGGAUACCCAUUCAGGAAUUUGGAAUUUCCAUACUACUCAACGGUGAAGAAAAAUUACACGUGGGUUGGAACGGCUACGAUUCACAAGGAUAUCUCAAUGGACAGUCCACGAUUGAUAUCAAUCCUAUCCUAGCAAAAGAGGCAAAUCUAACAAGCGGAGUUCAGGUUAGUUUGGCAAUAAAACGAUUGGAUCAGCGGCAUAUAGCCCAGGAAGUUUUCGUAGAACCUUUGACAAGCGAUGAUUGGGAAAUAAUUGAGAGCCAUGCAACGUUUUUUCAAGACGAAAUUUUACAUCAAACAAGGAUAGUUACACUAAGUGAAGCUUUGAUAUGUUACGUGGAUAAUGUUGUAUCAAGAUUUGUAAUAAAAAAAAUAGUUCCACACCAUUUAAAGUCAGCUAGAAUCGAUAGAGGAUCUUUGGUUGUGGUUGCUCCCAGAGAGAACCUGAAAAGAGCCCAAAAGAAUCACAUGAAUACAGAACGAAGGCGUAGUAUGGCAAACAGAGAGACCAAUCCAAUAAACUGGCAUGUAAAAAGGUCGCUAUACCCCCGUGAAACGAAUAAAAUAACAGGCCUGAGGAUUUUACUGAAUUCCGAAGAAAUACACUCAAGAUAUGCAUGCUUAUCCAUUUUACAAAAUUCAAUUGAGUUCAAGAAGUCUGCGAAGCAGGAAAAACCUGCUAAAAAUUUGCAAAAAUUAAUAGUAGAGGUCCAAUCGGGAGAAGUCCCCCGAGAUCAUAUUGAUAUGGCCCCAUUAGUCUGGAGUGCUCUAUCUUUUGAACCUGGAAAUGGCACUAGAAUUAAUGUUGAUUUCAUCAUGGAUGAAUCUUCUUUUGCAACUGGUAAAGCUAUAAAAGUCACUCUGCGACCUGUGCUAAACGAACAAGAAUAUUCGAAAAAAAUUGAGCAGCAUUUAGUUGAUGAUAAAUAUAAAGCUAACGAUCGCCCUCCUAGUAAUAUUUCAGACUUGAUGCGAUCGUUUGACAAUACUGUCCUAACCAACAAAACAAUUUUUCACAAUGAAAAGGUGCUGCUAGAAAUCAUAGACGAUAAUAGCGGUAAGUACUUACCCUCAGCUAGGUUUGAUUGGAUGUCUACUGAUUGGAGGUACUUGGCACACGAUUUUGUGAAAGGUCCAGCGUUGACUUCUUUUCACGCAUCUGAUGAGUGCACAAACAUCGGAAGACUGCUGGAUUCGAAAAUUUUGGAGGGAAAUGACAUAACUGAAAAAGUUUCUGCGUUUUCAGCAAUUCCAUCAACACCAUCGAAUUGUGUACUUAUCGAGGGUGGUCCUGGAAUGGGAAAAACAACUAUUUUGGAAGAACUUUCAAAGGUGCUUACUCUCGAACAAAAAAAGUAUGUAAAAUAUGUGGAUUGUGAUACCUUGUUGGAAAGCUCUAAUCUGGGUAAAAUGAAACAACUUUUACAAGAGUGGUGUUCUAUAUGUUAUUGGCGUCACCCAUCGGUUCUUUUGCUCGACAAUGCUGAGAGCUUAUUUCCUAGUGUAAAGUCAGAGGAUCCUCAGCAGCAAGCUAUUAUGCAAAGAGGUGGAGCUAGUUCCACAAGACUUGCUCUACAUCUGAUCAAUACAGUCCAAGGAAUCUUCGGGAAGAACUCGGCUGCCGUUAAGGUUAUAAUGACGACUGAGAAUAAAAGCUCACUUAACAAUGCAUUAUUUGAUAAGCACUUUGUGUGUGAGAUAUUCAAACGUAAAUCACCGGAUGUCGAAGAAAGGUCAAGAUUUAUAGAGUUUUUUUUCAAAAAUGAUUACAAUCGCAUGUCUAUAGAUGGAGAUCUGGGCUACAGAGAUAUUGCGCUUGAAACAGAAGGUUAUUCACCGCUAGAUUUGAAAAUUUUAAUAGAAAAGCUUUUCUAUGAGGGGUUUUUGAGGCCAAAUCACACAGUCUCACAACCAAAAAUAAAUAGGGAAGCGUUUCUUACCAUUAUAAAGAGCUUUACACCAUCUGCGUUACGGGGCGUUAAACUCACCAAAAGCACAGGAGUAUCAUGGAAAGACAUUGGUGCAUUAAAGGGUCCCAAGAGACUUCUUCUGGAAACAUUAGAAUGGCCAACAAAAUAUGCUCCCAUUUUCCAAAAUUCUCCACUUCAAUUAAGGUCGGGAAUACUGCUAUAUGGAUACCCUGGGUGCGGUAAAACACUUCUAGCUAGUGCAGUAGCACAACAGUGUGGAUUGAACUUCAUCACUGUGAAAGGCCCGGAAGUUUUAAAUAAAUACAUUGGUGCCAGUGAACAAAAUAUACGAGAUCUAUUCGAACGUGCUCAGUCGGUGAAACCAUGUAUUUUAUUCUUUGACGAAUUUGAUUCCAUUGCUCCCAAAAGAGGCCAUGAUUCUACAGGUGUUACAGAUCGUAUUGUAAACCAACUACUGACUCAAAUGGAUGGUGUAGAAGGCCUAGAUGGCGUAUACGUAUUGGCUGCUACCAGUAGACCUGAUCUAAUUGACCCUGCUCUCUUGAGGCCAGGAAGAAUUGAUAGAUGCGUGCUAUGCAACAUUCCAGAUGAAAACGACCGGUAUGAAAUCCUAAAAGCUGUAACUAUUAGCGGUAAAAUGAAUGUUGACCAGAAUACAGAUCUCAGAACGGUUGCAAAGAAAACACAAGGUUACUCAGGAGCCGAUAUCCAAGGACUGUGCUAUAACGCCUACCUGAAAUCGAUUCAUAGACACACAUCGGCUGACCAAAACCUGCAUGACGAACAGAAUAAGCAGAAAUUUAAGCCGGAGCAUCGUUACAAAAGCCUUAGCAGAAUCGAUUAUACCAUUGUAAACGAAGGCCCAUCCGGUUUGUCUGAUGACGAAAAGCUUCGAAUCAUCUCGCAUUGCAUAGACGGUGAUCCCCAUCAGAGCCAGGCACCUUUUGAAUGCGAGCAAACUGUUCCAGAUAAUGGAGAUUUGCCUGUCACCAUAAUAGUGACAACGGAGGACCUACUUGAAGCUUGCAAGGAAACAAAACCAAGUAUAACAACCAGUGAAUUCUAUAAAUUGCAAUUGAUAUACAGCACGUUCCAAGACGAUAGAGACGGCAAUAUGCCAACUGCAGAAAAUGCCAACGACGUAGGAACAAGAGCCUCAUUGAUGUGA